This is a messenger RNA of Thermochaetoides thermophila DSM 1495, 2508 nucleotides long. Its product is annotated as oxidoreductase-like protein. Gene Ontology annotation, molecular function: heme binding; oxidoreductase activity, acting on paired donors, with incorporation or reduction of molecular oxygen; monooxygenase activity. The transcript is spliced from 6 exons. Lineage: Eukaryota; Fungi; Ascomycota; Sordariomycetes; Sordariales; Chaetomiaceae. The record is from RefSeq and is a predicted model, not a curated record. Bases 1 to 2508 code for a protein of 835 amino acids.
AUGAAAGCCAACAAGAUGGAAAGGGGACCGAUGCACCUCGUCGAGAGCUUGGACAAAGAGAUGGGCAAGUCCAUCCACACGUGCAUUGUCCCCAUUGGCGACUAUCAGCUGAUUGUCACUCGCGACCCUGAGAACGUCCAGGCGAUACUAGCAUCGAACUCGGCGGACUGGGACGUUGGCGAGCAUCGGACAGCCAGUUGGAGCCCUUUGGUUGGACAUGGCGUCUUCACCACACGGGGAGAAGAGUGGAAAGUAUCUCGUCUGCUUGUCCGGCCGCAGUUCUCAAAGGAUGCUAUCAAUGACCUGGAUCUCGUUGAACGCCACGUCCAAGAGCUGUUUGAGGCAAUUGAUGAGUAUAUGGACGGAAGACCCGCGGUGGAAGCAGGCUGGACAAAUAAGUUCGACCUGCAGCCACUCUUCUACAAUAUGACGCUGGAUAUCACAACAGAGCUCAUCUACGGAUAUUCGGUGCAUUCCCAAAACCCCAAGGCCAGGGUUAAGUUGCCCGAUCUCCCGGGCUACCCAGCCCCUGACCGCAUGAAUAUCAGCUCACAUAUGGAUGCUGGAAAAGCCUGGAUCGAAACGCGGGGAGCUCUCUGGAAGUACCGCUGGUUGCUACCAUCGGGAGAAUUCAAGAAGCACUGCGAGGCUGUGCACAGGUUUGCCGAUUGGUUUGUUCAGCUGCGAUUGAUGCGUGGUGAUGCGUACCUGGAUGGUUUGGCUGAUACUGGCGCACCCCGCAAGGAUCGGUAUGUCCUGCUGCACGAGCUAGCAAAGGAGACGCAAGACCCCGAUGAACUCCGCGGCCAAACACUCAACAUCCUCCUGGCCGGCCGUGACACGACUGCUGCGCUCUUGGGAUGGAUCUUUUACUUCCUGGCACGCCAUCCUCGGGUAUUCAAAAAACUGCGCGAGGAGAUCCUAGAACAGUUCGGGCCUUACUCGCCAACUAAGCCCAGCGGCCUCACGGAUUUUGGGAAGCUUCGCGGCCUGUACCUCAAUGCCGUCAUCAAUGAGUCAUUGCGUGUGGCUCCCGUGAUUCCGUUGAAUGAGCGUGUCGCACUCCGUGACACGAAGCUUCCACGGGGCGGGCACCCCAACCCUCUUCAACCCAUCAUGGUCCCCAAGGGAACGCAGGUUCUCAUUUCGACAUAUGCAAUGACGAGAAGGGAGGACAUUUGGGGGCCCAAUGUUGAUGAGUUCCGCCCAGAGAGGUGGAUUGAGAAGGGCGGCCGCAAGUUUGGGUUUGAGUUUAUUCCCUUCGGCGGAGGUGUUCGCCAGUGUCUGGGUCAACAGAUUGCUCGCAUUCAGACGGCGUAUAUCGUCGUCCGUAUGUUACAACGGUACGACGUGAUUGAGAACCAUGGACGUCCUGCCGAUGCGCCCCUGAAGUUCCACCAUACCAUCGAGAACCGUUGUGGCAGCGGUGUUGUCACCCUCAAGGGCCACAAGCUUCUGCUUGUGACUCCUUGGCCGGUACCUGCUGGCUUCGCGGAGGGGCUCAAGUCUGAGUUUCCUGAUUUGGAAGUUGUAAUCCAUCUUCAAAAUUGGGACGGGAAGGCGCUCCCCCUUGAGGUCCUGCCACCAGAGAUAUGGAAGAAUGUGACGAUUCUCUUGACCUUUAGCACCCUGCCGAAACCGGAGGAGGCUUCUACGCUGCAGUAUGUGCAGCUCAUGAGUGCGGGUGUGAACCAUCUGUUGGACAACCCCACGUUUAAGGAUACCAAUGUGAAGUUUUGCUCUGCGAAUGGUGUUCAUGGGCCUCAGAUCUCAGAAUGGAUCAUUGGCACAUACCUUGCAUUUGAGCAUCAUCUCCCACAGUAUCUCCAGCAACAAAAAGAAGGAUAUUGGGACAGGGCUCAAAUGCACACCAUCCAAGAUGCCGCCAACAAGACAAUCGGCAUUCUAGGCUACGGCAGUAUCGGCCGACAAACCGCCCGUGUUGCCCGCGCAAUGGGCAUGACCGUCCACGCCUACACCUUGCACCCGCGUCCCACUCCCGAGUCCCGACGCGACCACUCCUGGACCCCGGCCGGCCUGGGCGACCCGGAGGGCACUAUCCCCGCGAAAUGGUUCAGCGGCGGGUCUCCCGCCGAUGUGCACGCCUUCCUUGCGUCCGGUCUUGACCUCCUCGUCAUCGCCACACCCCUGACCGCGCAGACGAAGCAUCUCCUUUCCAAGGCCGAGUUCGAGGUGCUUGCAAAGACGGCCAAGGGACGCACAUUCGUGAGUAAUGUUGCUCGGGGACCGGUUAUCGAUACAAAUGCGCUGAUUGAGGCGCUGGAAGGAGGGUUGAUUAAGGGCGCGGCGCUGGAUGUGACGGAUCCGGAGCCGUUGCCGGAUGGGCAUCGAUUGUGGGGGACGAAGAACGUGAUUAUCACGCCGCAUGUGUCAGGAGCAUCGGUGAAAUAUUUUGAUCGGGUGUUGGAGAUUCUGAAGGGGAAUUUGAAGAGAUUAGCAGAUGGCAAGGAGUUGGUAAAUUUGGUGGAUAAGAAGCGGGGGUAUUGA